UGCCACUGCUUACAAUUAAACAACGGAAAAUGGCAUAUAUAGUUAAAAAAUUAAAAAUUAUACUAUUUAUAUACUAUAUGGUUUUGGAAGAGAGACCCAAAUUGAUUUUAAAAAAUAUUCAAGUUUGCAAUAAAAGCAAAUGGAGUCAACGCCGGAAAAAUUAUACUUUGGAAAAUCUCUGUUAGUUCCAAGUGUUCAAGAGCUUGCCAAACAGCACCUAACCAAUAUUCCGGCCAGGUAUGUCCGCCCAGAGCAAGAAACUCCGGUCAUAUCCACCGGAGCAUCGGUUCCAGUAAUCGAUCUUCAAAAGCUGAUUUCAGGUGAUUCCAUGGAUUCUGAGCUACAAGAGCUUCACUCUGCUUGCCAACAAUGGGGUUUCCUACAGGUUAUAAACCAUGGAGUGACACCUUCGUUAAUGGAGGACUUCAAGAGAGAGGUUAUUCAAUUGUUCAAACUACCAAUGGAGGAAAAGAAGAAACUAUGGCAACAGGAAGACAGCUUGGAAGGUUUUGGGAAUGCAUUCGUUGUAUCGGAGGAGCAGAAGCUUGAUUGGGGUGAUAUGUUUGGCAUAAUGACUCUUCCUCCUCGUAUCCGCAAAGUUGACUUGUUUCAGAAAUUGCCCUCGAAUCUCAGGGACGUCUUGGAAGCAUACUGCAAAGAAAUUAAGAGCCUAGCAAUGAUUAUUGUAUGUCAAUUGUCAAAGGCUUUAAGGAUGGACGAGAGGAAAUGAGAGAUCUAUUAUGCAGUCAUGAGGAUGAAUUAUUAUCCGCCUUGCCCUGAACCAGACAGGGCGAUUGGCUUAAGCACCCAUUCUGAUCCUGGUGUCCUCACCAUCCUUUUCCAGCUGAACGAAACUGAAGGUCUACAAGUCCGAAAAGAUGAUAUUUGGGUGCCCAUAAAGCCCCUCCCAAAUGCUUUGAUUGUGAAUAUUGGAGACAUGAUGGAGAUAUUGAGCAAUGGUGUGUAUAGGAGUAUUGAGCACAGAGCAAUUGUAAACUCAAAUGAAGAAAGGCUCUCUGUUGCGACAUUCUAUUACAUGAACCUUGAAUCCGAAUUAGGACCUGCACACAGCCUCAUCGGACCACAUAAUCCUCCCAUUUUCCAAAGAGUUUCCGUGCACAAAUAUUUACAGGACUUUUUUGCACGAAAACUUGACAGAAAAUCGAACCUUGAUUUUUUGAAGGUAGAGACGAGUGAUGGAGAAUCGUAGCAUUUGAUACACUUGUACAAGUUAUUGUUUGCUGUUGUAAUUUGGAGUUUCUACGUUUUUAUUUUUCUGUUAUGUCAUAGUCUUUGACUUACUGUGGCCUCGUCUCAAUAAAAGCCAUGCAUAUAGAUUGAUGAAUGGUUAUACAACUUUGAUUCUUAUUA
Solanum pennellii is the source of this 1371-nucleotide messenger RNA. Its product is annotated as codeine O-demethylase-like. The record is from RefSeq and is a predicted model, not a curated record. The coding region runs from base 749 to 1210 and encodes 153 amino acids. NCBI's taxonomy places the organism in Eukaryota, Viridiplantae, Streptophyta, Magnoliopsida, Solanales, Solanaceae. The transcript has 4 exons.